CAUCAAAGGAAGAAUAUUUUUUCGAAAAGUGGAGCGCUCUGUUUUAAAAACCUUUAAAUUAAAUUAUUAUAAUCGCCCAUUGUUGCAUGCCAUUAGCUGAUCCACAGGUGACUCAUGGCAGCAAAAGUUGGAAAAUGUCCAAGCAAGUCAAAAAAGUCAGACAAGAGAGACAACCCAGCAAACCCACAGGAAUCCACACAGAGCCAUCAUGUGACCUCAGGCGGCUCCGGGCCCUCCUCGCCAAAAGCAGCCCCAAACAAGAGGUUUCGAGUCACAGUAAAGCAGGAAGCAGCAGAUUCCACAGCCCGCACCCUCCAAGAGACAGCUGCAGUGAGGCCUUCGAGCUGGAAAGAUUCAGCAUGACAUACAGAGAGGAGAGAUGUUUUAGCAGUCACCCGCUUCAUAAACUCUUCUCUGACGUCCUCGCCUCUCUGGUGAAGAACCGCCUCUGCAGUGAAUGGAUUGACAUAGCGCCGCCUGAGUCGGUCCUCAGAGUUCUGCUUUGCCUUCGAUUGCUGAUCAGAGACCCUCAGCAUCAGAAAAUGCUCCAUUGUCUCCAAGGUGUCAGUUCCCUUGCCAAGUACAUGAGCUGUGCGGCUGACAUGUAUUUAGCAUGUGGCGAACAAGUGCUGGCCGCACAGUCGCUGGUCGCCAUGACCUACACGUUCCAGAAGCUAUCAGCUACUGAGAACCAAAGGGUCUGGGUCAUUGAGAGCGGCGCUCACAUGACGCUGGUGAAGCUGCUGUCCACAACUGAUAGUAGCGUGCUGCUUGGAGCCCUCAUGACACUCACCACCUUGGCUGAGAGUUUACGUUCCCGCAGUCCACAGUGCAGGGAUGAGAUCGGGGCACUGGCGAUCGCUGAGAACCUUCUUGUGAUCCUGCAGGAAUAUGACCUGCUGUCCAAGAGGAUGGCUGCAGAGCUACUGAGGCGUCUCUCCCCCGUGCAGCACGUCAGAGAUGAGCUGAGAGAGCUGGAGGGGCUGCCGGUGCUGCUCAGCCUGCUGCACACUCAGCACCUCAAGCUGUUAUGGAGUGUGGCCUGGAUCCUGGUGCAGCUCUGCCAGGACUCCGACACCAGGACCGAGAUGCGCAGCUGGGGGGGCGUGCAGCCUCUGCUCCGGCUGCUCAGCAGCCACAGACGAUUUGACUGUGACCGCUUGUCCAUCGAGAAGCUGUCAAGCGCCAACGCCGCUGGCCGCAUCCACAGAGAAUCAGCAAGAGAGGAGCUCAGCCCCCUUGAGGAGGUCAACGACGUCGUGGCCCUGCAGUCAGCCUGCUGCACAGCUCUGACUGAGCUCAGCCUGGAUGACUGGUGUGCUCAUCACAUUGUGCAGGAAAAUGGAAUCUAUAUCUUGGCAAAACUGAUUUUACCACAAAGCGGUGGUCCAAAGGUGUCGUCUUUACAGUGCUACACAUUCCGGGCCCUACGCUUUCUCUUCAGCGUAGAGAGGAACAGACAUCAUUUUAAGAGGCUCUUUCCUACUGACCUUUUUGAGGUUUUUAUAGACGUGGGUCAUUAUGUGCGGGACCUCCAGGCCUACGAGGGUCUUCAAAUCAAACUUUCUCAAUAUUCUGAGGAUGAGCUGGAGAGCCUGAGAGAGAGCAUCACAGCCAUGGACCAGAACAGACCUGCACUCAAGGUCAUCCACAGUUACGCCAUACUGGACCAUCUCGGCACCGGUGCCUUCGGAAGUGUCUUCAAGGUACGGAAGCAGAGCGGUCAAAAUCUUCUGGCACUCAAGGAGAUCAACCUCCACAACCCAGCUUUCGGCAAAGACAAGAAGUCCAGAGACAGCAAUGUGGAGAAGAUCAUCUCGGAGCUGGCCAUCAUUAAAGAACAGAUGGCCCACCCAAAUGUUGUCAAGUACUACAAGACCUUCCUCGAAGAUGACAAGCUGUACAUCGUGAUGGAGCUGAUUGAGGGGGUUCCUCUGUUGGAGCGUUGCAACUCCCUGAAAGAGAAGCAGGAGCAGUUCACAGAGGACCAAAUUUGGAACAUCUUCAUCCAGAUGUGCUUGGCGCUGAGGUAUCUUCACAAGGAGAAACGGAUUGUCCACCGUGACCUGACACCCAACAACAUCAUGCUGGGCGAGAAGGACAAAGUCACCAUCACCGACUUCGGGCUGGCCAAGCAGAAGCAGGAGAACAGCAAGCUGACCUCGGUGGUCGGCACCAUCCUGUACUCAUGUCCAGAGGUGGUGAAGAACGAGCCGUACGGAGAGAAGGCAGACAUCUGGGCUUUGGGCUGCAUCAUCUAUCAGAUGGCCACUUUAGAGCCGCCCUUCUACAGCACUAACAUGUUGUCAUUGGCCAGCAAGAUUGUUGAAGCAGUUUAUGAGCCGCUAGAAGAAGGACGUUACUCAGACAGGCUGCAGGACAUGAUCACAUGGUGUUUGAGUCCAGACGCAGACCAGCGGCCAGACAUUGUGGCGGUGAGCUCCAGGAUCUCGGACCUGAUGAUGUGGGUGAUGGACAGUCUCUACACCUCCCAGAAUGUUCUGGAAAGGAGAGCCGAGAGAGACAGGAAGCGAGCGCAGAGGUACUUCAUGGACAGGCACAAGAGCUGCCCUCAGAAAGAAACCUUCAUGACAGCUGACCUUCCAGUUGUUUACUUUCCUGCAAACUGCAGUCCAAACCAGAUUGAAGAACAUCUCAGUUUAGAUGAAGCCUCUGAUGAGGAUGUGGAGACGAUCAUUGCCAGGAACGCCGGAGGAGAACCCCACGGGUCAAAGUGUGCUGCCUGUGUUGUACCUCAACCACCUCAACGUAGGCUCAGAGAGGAUUUGUCUCCAGUGAGGAUGAAAUCAAAACCAGCGUCGGCAGGGAUCUACGUCUCCCAGAGGGGCCUUCGCCAGAUCAAAGAUCCCAUCCAAAGGCUUCUGGAGCAGCUGCACAAAGUGGUCUACAUCAGCCAACUUCCACCCGCUCCUCGCCACAACAUCAAGAGACGGCUUGUAGAAAGGUUCAAGAAGUCUUUGUUCCAGUUUGGGAGCGACCCGCAGAACUUAAAAGUGGAGCUCAGCAAGCUGGUCCAGGCGUCAUCAGAGCAGAUGGAUUCAGGCUUCCAUCCCUUCGCCGGAGACCUCCAUUUCAAUGAAGACUCAGCUGGCACUCUGAGAGAAGGAGUCACGUACCAGCAGAUGCAGGGGAUCGUGGAGGAGCUGCUGGAGGAGAGCGGCUACUACGAAGCCACACACAGCAGUGCGGCUAUUGAGGCGUCAGAGUGAGGGUGAGAAAGGUGCUGUGGCACCCGUUACACAACAGGACUGUGUAAGGCGCCCAACCACAGACUGACUGGCGCUUUGACUCGAGUAAACGUCUAAAGCGAGGGCUGGAAAGUCAAGCAAAACAAGUUUAUAGAGGAAAUGACUUCACAAACUGCAACAAACACACUCGCCGGCACACUCACCUCCUGGAUUGAGGGCAUUCUCCUACAUGCCAACAUUAGCUACACUCAAAUCAUGGAAAUCCAAUUUAUCUGUCCCAGACACAGACAAAUAUGACCCAAAAAAUACAUUUUAUGAAGAAUAAUUCCAGUUUUACAUGCAGACAACAACGUGAAAUCAUUAUAAAGAUUAUAAAUGCAUGGAACUAAUUGUUGGUGCCGACCUGUAUACAGCCUCGCCAGAUAGAAUUCAUCCUGUUUCUCACCUUUAUCAAAUUGCAGCCACUCGCAACUUCCUUUGGCCCCAUGGCGGGCUAUUUAGCAGUCACACUCAAUUUUGUUUUGGGCACUCUAUUUUGUGGAACAAUACAGCACAGGGCUGACAAUUUUUGGACCAAAUUUUCAGAAUAAUUUUUCUGUGUUUUGUGAUUUUAGGGGGGCAGACAAAAGAAGUCGGCCAUGUUCAUACUCGUAAGGCACAAAGACAAAGUGACAGCUUCCAAUUGUAUUCUCACAGAUCUUUAUAUAGAUACAUAUCAUGUCUGGGUGUACAUGUUAAUAAGGUAGGCUCUUUUUUUUCCCCAACCAGUACAUGCUUAACCGUGGUGGUGCUGUACAAUACAACACUGUAAAGACUUUCUUUUUACCUUACUUACCAAAUACAUACACUGUGCAACAUAUCAGGUACAUGGUUCAUGACUGGUGGACAGGGAAUUUUUAAUAUUAUCAUUCAAAAUAUAUAUAUAUUUUUAGAACAGUUUUCAUACCUGACAGUUAAAUAUUUAAGAGGCACUUGACAGCAACCCACCCAUAGAGGGCGUCAAAUGAGCAUAAAUAAAUACGUAUUUAAACGGGAACGCCACUCUGAGACCCACGCUGCUAAAUUAGUUCUAAUAUAAAUACUGCUUUGUACAAAGAUAAUGCUGUUUUAAUUAAUGUAUUAUAUAUUUAUUGUGAUGAUUUGAGCAAAAUCUUAAAUUUUAGUAACAAUAUUGAAUGCUUGUGAUGGACUUUGAUCAGAUGUUAUAAUACAUUGUUUGUGAUUUCUGCUUCUAACAUGUCUGUCCAGUGGAUAUUAAAGUACGCAACAACAUGCGUAGUUUUGCCACUGAAGCCUGAAUGUAAACAGCAGCGCCGUAUCUCACCAACAGAGGGCAGUAUCAUCCACGCCACUGCAAUUUAUCGUGCAGUACCGUAAUCCCACCAGCCGAGGGCAGUGUAAACCCAUGCUUCGUUUAAGCACAAGUAUUGAAUGUAGCCAGGCAUGGGUCAGCAGCGGUGUUUAAUAUUUUAAUGAAAAAGUACAUAUCACACAUUAAACAUACACAGAAGAGGCUUGAAUUGUUGUUAGAGGUUGUCAUGGUGACAGUACUGCGACACUCAGCAAUGUAGCAUGAGCCAACGAACCUUGAAACAAAACAAUCUAGAGUUUCAUGUAAACUUACCAGCUUGUAAACACUCGUUAAGGCAUUGAAGAGUCGGCUAGCGGUGUGUGGUCAACAUUAUUUCCGGUAAGAAGAUGAAUAAGAACGACUACUUCAAGUGUAGCACAUGUUCAAUGAGGGUAAAUGUUACAAAGUGCAAAGAUUUCAUGAUACAUGCAGUGCUUGUUAGCCUAAAAGUGCGAGCGCACGUGACGUCUUCACACACGUGUUCUAACGUGUGCUUGAGGCCACGUGGCAGGGAGUUAGGAACCUCGCUUACACAUUACUUAUGUUUAUCCUAUGACAAGCGUUACAUUAUUGGACGUGGAUGGCCGUCCUCACGCCAGGUGCUGGUGCUAUUCCCGUCCAGUGCAGUCCUAGUGUGUGUGUGUGUGUGUGUGUGUGUGGGUGGGUGUGUAAGCGGGAUCAGCAACUUGAGUGGUGUGACGUCAUAAGUACACUAUUGGAUCCUUAGCAGUACUGUGGCGUACGUUCAUGUAGACCAGGGGUGUCCAAAGUGGGGCCCAUCGGACAAAAAAAUCAAUAAAUAAAAAUAUAUGUAAUUUUUUUAAAAAAAAUUAUAAACAUUCAAUUCAUUCAUUCAUUCAUUUUCUACCGCUUUUU
Messenger RNA from Doryrhamphus excisus (bluestripe pipefish), 5436 nucleotides. The record is from RefSeq and is a predicted model, not a curated record. Lineage: Eukaryota; Metazoa; Chordata; Actinopteri; Syngnathiformes; Syngnathidae.